AUGUUUCCUCCAGAAAGAUCGAUCCUGUUCGGAGUGCAGCGACUUGCUGAUUCGCCCGCCUGGCAACGCCACUUGCAGGGCAAGUUCUUUCCACCGAAGAUGCCCUGUCAAGAUAGGCAUCUCGAAGCCGCCAUAGCGUGUGGCAUUUCAACUCUGGGGCUUCCAAUCUGUAGCCGGCAGGUAGGGUACAUGAGGAGGAAGAGUCAAAAAGACACGCACACAGGGGGGUCAGUCUGGAAAUGA
Protopolystoma xenopodis is the source of this 243-nucleotide messenger RNA. The record is from the annotation of a GenBank genome assembly. NCBI's taxonomy places the organism in Eukaryota, Metazoa, Platyhelminthes, Monogenea, Polystomatidea, Polystomatidae.